AGCGUGUGAAAAUUUGAGUGAAAAACCAUUGUGGUAAAAGGUGCGGUCUGCUUGAAUUGUUGUUAGGUGACCUCAUUUUCUGUUUGUUGAAAAAAGGAGAAGUUAGCGUUACUUUAGACAAAAUGGGUUCCACCGAGUACAGCAUUGGUCUUUCGGACGAGAAGAGCUCCAGCCGUGUGCUGAAGCCUCCGGGUGGCGGCCAUUCCGACAUCUUUGGUUCUCCGGAAGUGAAAGCCAACCCACCGCGGCCGAAAUACAACCAGCAGAACUCUUCCAACAUGAACGGCGUGAUGGGAACAAUGGAUCCGAACCUGAAAGGUAACUCAGCGCAGCCGGAAUCGGCCCAGGCUGCAGCUUCUGACGCACCCAAGGCUGCUGGCCAACCAUCGGCGGCUCCCGCUUCCGCCAACCAGUCGGACCAAUCUGGCGGACGAGCCCGUGUUCCCCCGGGUGGCUUUUCGUCUGGCCUUUGGUAAACGCUCAUGCUUGCAAAAA
Messenger RNA from Culex pipiens pallens (northern house mosquito), 495 nucleotides. Its product is annotated as microtubule-associated protein Jupiter. Gene Ontology annotation, cellular component: nucleus. The record is from RefSeq and is a predicted model, not a curated record. Bases 123 to 476 code for a protein of 117 amino acids. Lineage: Eukaryota; Metazoa; Arthropoda; Insecta; Diptera; Culicidae. The transcript has 2 exons.